Messenger RNA from Gossypium raimondii (Peruvian cotton), 2840 nucleotides. RefSeq lists its product as uncharacterized. The transcript is spliced from 12 exons. NCBI's taxonomy places the organism in Eukaryota, Viridiplantae, Streptophyta, Magnoliopsida, Malvales, Malvaceae. Gene Ontology annotation, molecular function: serine-type endopeptidase activity; oligopeptidase activity. Gene Ontology annotation, biological process: proteolysis. Bases 87 to 2432 code for a protein of 781 amino acids. The record is from RefSeq and is a predicted model, not a curated record. Gene Ontology annotation, cellular component: cytosol.
UCGAAGAAAACUGGAAAAGUCUGUUUAGCCAGCCCCAGACGGCCCUUAACCUAGUCAAGCCGUUUCUUUUCCCCUAUUUAUAAUAGAUGAUUUCACGCGCAUGCCACGCGCUCCUUUUUAAUCUUCCUUACACUACGCGCCUUCUCGGAAACCUCGCUCCCAAUCUAAUAGUAAAAGUCUCAGCUCCACGGAAGAGUCGCCAUUGCCUCAACCCUUUCUUUUCGACUGCUAGUCUCAUGGGUUCAGUUUCUGCGUUGAAAGAGCCUUUAGAGUAUCCAAUUCCUCGCAGAGACGACUCUGUCGUUGACGAUUACCAUGGCGUUAAGAUUGCUGACCCUUAUCGAUGGCUUGAAGACCCAGAUGCUGAGGAAGUAAAGGAUUUUGUUCAGAAACAGGUAAAAUUAACCGAAUCGGUGCUUCAGCAGUGCGAAGCAAAAGAUAAGCUUCGCGAGAAAAUCACCAAGCUUUUCGAUCACCCACGUUAUGAGGUCCCAUUCAAGCGAGGCAAUAAGUAUUUCUAUUUCCAUAACACUGGACUUCAAGCACAAAAUGUCCUUUAUGUCCAGGAUAGUUUGGAAGGAGAAGCUCAAGUAUUGCUUGACCCCAAUUCGCUUAGUGAGGAUGGAACCGUGUCUUUGAGCUCCUUGUCUGUAAGUGAGGAUGCUAAGUAUUUGGCAUAUGGGCUUAGUUCCAGUGGCAGUGAUUGGGUUACGAUUAAAGUGAUGCGAGUUGAGGAUAAAUCAGCUGAGCCUGAUACUUUGUCAUGGGUAAAGUUUUCAGGUAUAAGUUGGACCCAUGAUAGCAAAGGGUUCUUCUAUAGUCGUUAUCCAGCACCUAAAGAGGGAGAAAAUGUUGACGCUGGGACAGAGACCGAUUCUAACCUUAAUCAACAGCUAUACUAUCAUUUUCUCGGUACAAGUCAAUCUGAAGAUAUUUUAUGCUGGAGAGAUCCUGAAAAUCCUAAGCACUUUGUGGCAGGUGGUAUCACAGAUGAUGGGAAGUAUCUUGUCCUAACCAUUGGGGAGAGUUGUGACCCUGUCAAUAAACUAUACUACUGCGACAUAUCCUCACUUCAUGAAGGUCUUGAAGGUUUCAGGAAUAAGGAUGGUCUUCUCCCAUUUGUCAAGUUGAUUGAUACAUUUGAUGCUCAAUAUGAAGCUAUUGCAAAUGAUGACACAGUUUUUACUUUCCUUACCAAUAAAGAUGCCCCUAAAUAUAAAGUAGUCCGAGUAGAUCUGAAGGAACCAAGUAACUGGAUUGAUGUCAUCCCAGAGGCUGAAAAGGAUGUGCUUGAAUCAGUAUAUGCUGUAAAUGUUAAUAAAUUGAUCGUCAGUUACCUGAGUGAUGUGAAGUAUGUGCUGCAAGUAAGGAAUUUGAAAACAGGAUCACUGCUGCAUCAGUUGCCAAUUGACAUUGGGUCUGUUUAUGGGAUUUCAGCACGAAGGGAAGACAGUGUGGCUUUUAUUGGUUUUACCAGCUUUCUUACUCCAGGUAUUGUAUAUCAGUGCAAUCUAGGCACUGAGACACCAGAUAUGAAGAUAUUCCGUGAAAUUAGUGUGCCUGGAUUUGACCGCUCAGAGUAUGAAGUCAAUCAGGUAUUUGUGCCAAGUAAGGAUGGUACGAAGAUCCCAAUGUUCAUUGUGGGCAGGAAGAACAUUAAUUUGGAUGGAUCACACCCUUGUUUGCUAUAUGGAUAUGGUGGGUUUAACAUUAGUCUCACACCAACAUUCAGUGUGAGUCGUAUUGUACUUACAAGGCAUCUUGGUGCUUUUUAUUGUGUUGCCAACAUUCGUGGUGGGGGAGAAUAUGGAGAGGAGUGGCAUAAAGCUGGUGCUCUUUCCAAGAAGCAAAAUUGCUUUGAUGACUUCAUUUCGGCUGCUGAGUAUCUUAUAUCUGCUGGCUAUACUCGGUCUGAAAAGUUGUGUAUUGAAGGUGGAAGCAAUGGUGGGCUUCUCAUUGGGGCUUGCAUAAACCAGAGACCAGAUCUUUUUGGUUGUGCUUUGGCUCAUGUUGGUGUGCUGGACAUGUUACGAUUUCACAAGUUCACCAUCGGCCAUGCAUGGACAUCGGAUUAUGGAUGUUCUGACAAGGAGGAAGAGUUUCACUGGCUGAUCAAGUACUCACCACUACAUAAUGUACGAAGACCAUGGGAACAGCAUCCUGAUCAGCCAUUACAGUACCCUCCUACUAUGCUGUUGACUGCUGAUCAUGAUGAUCGUGUUGUGCCAUUACACACGUUGAAAUACUUGGCGACACUGCAAUAUGUACUAUGUACAAGCUUAGAGAAGAGCCCCCAAACCAACCCAAUCGUAGGCCGCAUUGAAUGCAAGGCUGGACAUGGGGCUGGACGCCCAACACAGAAAAUGAUUGAGGAAGCUUCUGACCGAUAUGGUUUCAUGGCUAAGAUGUUGGGUGUAUCAUGGAUUGAGUAGCCUUUUGUGCUGAAAAAAAUUGCUGCAAUAGUAUUUAUAGUCAACUGUUGUGACUGAAGAAUUCUAUUUGCCCUUUUUCUUAUUUCUUCGCAGUAGGGCUUAAGGAAGAUUCUUUUUCCCCCUUGUUCAAUGGAAAGGCAUCAUUGGUUGCGAAGCUUGUGCCAUCAUUUUUUUUAUAUUUUCCCGGAUCAUAAAGAAAAUUCUGUUACCAUUUACCAUACGAUUAUAUCAGCCAUUUAUCCCUAUUUGCAAAAAUAUGAGCUUGCUUGUAAGUUACAAAGUGAACAUUCCACUCUCUCCACUCCCCCUUCUGCCUUUUUUCUGUUAGAAGUAUUAAGGUGGAAUUAGGAGUGAUAGUAGGUUGGGUUAGGUUUAAUAUGAUAUUAAUGUAUUUUAUGUUUACUUAAA